This is a messenger RNA of Symbiodinium sp. CCMP2456, 1122 nucleotides long. The record is from the annotation of a GenBank genome assembly. Lineage: Eukaryota; Dinophyceae; Suessiales; Symbiodiniaceae.
AUGAUUGAAGUGGAUGUCGGAUCUCCUCUGGCCGAAGCCAAGAUGUCCGUCUCAGAGGUGGAAGUUCACCAGGCACAGAAGGUGAACAACGGAAUUGCGGAGGAUGGCGGUUUUGCCAUCAACGGCGGCAAGGGCUGGUCAAGCGUUGUUUUUGACAACCACAAGAUUGAUUUGAGUGGAAAAGUUGCCAUUGCCAUGGGGAACUAUUAUUUCACUAGUGCAGCGGAUGGAAGCAAGACCACGGUGGAGUACACGUUCGGCUACAAGAAAAACGCCGAUGGGAAGGUGCGCAUCUUCCUCCACCACUCGUCCGUGCCAUUUAGCUCCGGCCCGGCUUCAGCAACAGGAGGCGCCCCGGCCGUUUCCCAGGAGGAGGUGAGAGCGGCGCAAGCCAUGUCCUACUUCGUAGGCUGCAAGGCCGUCGAUGAUGGAAUUCCAGAAGAUGGUGGCUUCGCCAUCAAUGGUGGCAAAGGCGACUAUGUGGCAGCAGCGGGGAAGGCAGCCGGCGAGCUGUACGGGUAUGGUCACACGAAGGUGCUCUUCAAGCCCACGAAGGCAAAGGACGUCCAGUUCCGGCCCAUGGCAUCCCAGGCCAUGUCGUACUUCGUAGGCUGCAAGGCCGUCACCGAGGGAAUUCCAGAAGAUGGUGGCUUCGCUAUCAACGGCGGCAAAGGCUGGUCGGAUGUUGUGUUUGACAACCACGACAUUGAUGUGGAUGGCAACUCAGCAAUUGCCAUGGGGAACUAUUACUUCACUAGCGCAGCGGAUGGAAGCAAAACCAAGGUGGAAUACACGUUUGGCUACAAGAAGAAUUCCGAUGGAAAUGUGCGAAUCUUCCUCCACCAUUCCUCCGUACCAUUCAGCCCUGGCCCAGCCGCCCCAGCUGCAUCUGCACAGGUCGCGGCCGUUUCCGAGGAGGAGGUGAGAGCCGCGCAGGCAGCUUGGGCCAACGCCAUUAAGACGAUCUCCAAGACCUACUUGAGUGGAGGCGACUAUGUGGGGGCAGCAGGGAAGGCAGCCGGCGAGCUGUAUGGGUACGGCCAUGCGAAGGUGCUGUUCAAGCCCACGAAGCCAAAGGAUGUCCAGUUCCGGCCCAUGGCAUCCCAGGCCAUGUCCUACUUC